AUGUCCAAAAUCAUUGCUGUUGGGUCAGAUGGGGCUGCUGUUAUGACUGGACGCAAGAAUGGUUUCGUGGCAUUGCUCAACAAGGAAUCAACUGUGCCUGUCAUCGGUGUCCACUGCAUUGCUCAUCGCCUUGCCCUGGUUACUAGCCAGGCUGCUGAAAAUGUUCCCUAUCUGAAGAAAUUUCAAGGGACAUUAUCAGACAUUUUCUAUUUCUUCAAGAAAUCCUCUGUCCGACGGGAACGUCUUUAUGCACUAGAGGAGGUGCUUGAAUGCGAAAAUGUCACAUACAAAGAAAUUCACAGCGACUUGGAAGCCCUUGGCUCUGUUCUUGGAGAGUGGCGGGUGGAAACAAACAACAGUACUGCCAAAGGCAUCUUGCAGCGCAUUUCCUCUUACAAGUUCCUUCUUGUCCUUCACCUUCUGAUGGACAUCAUCCCCACCAUGACCAGACUAAGCCUCCAGUUUCAGAAGGAGGACAUAGACCUUGCUGCACUGAGGCCAUCCAUUGAUGCUGUUAUACAGCAACUGCAGUAUUUGAAGGAAGAAAAUGGACCGGCACUUGUACAGUUUGAAAGUCAGUGUCCAAAGGGAAGCUGCGAGUUUGAUGGUGUCCCAAUAACAUCAGAGGCUGGCGUUGAGAAGCGGUUCUCAAAUGUUCGGGCUGCUUUCCUGCAAAACCUAAUGAGCGAGCUUGAGUGCAGAUUCCCAGCUGUGGCCACUGAUGUUGUGACAUGCAUGUCAGUACUGUCACUGAGGGGACUCUCUUUCUUGUCUGAAGAUGCUAGAAAACACUGGGGUACAGAACAACUUCAAAACAUCAUUGACUUCUACAGUCAUCGUGAGAAGACCUUUGUAGAUGCUGAGGAGACCCUGAGAGAAUGGGCAAUGUGCAAGGAUAUGGUGCAUCAGCAGCAUUAUCCUUGUACAAGUAUCUGUCAGUUAUGGCAGAUACUGUCGUCAAGACACCCUGAUACAUUUCCAAAUCUGUUCAAGAUUGCACAAGUUGCUGUCCUGUUGCCCCUUCAAACAGCAACUGUUGAGAGGGGUUUCAGUGUUCAAAACCUCAUAAAGAGGUCACACAGAAACAGGCUAUCAUCAGAGCGGCUUGACACGCUGAUGCAGCUGGCUCUAGGGCCUCCUGUAAGGGAUGUUUCUCUUGCACCAGCCGUCACCAAAUGGAGAAGUGACAAAAGAGAAAGCUGUUUUGCUAAAACUAAUGUUGUUGAUGUUUUCGCAGUUCCAAAUUGA
This is a messenger RNA of Haliotis rubra (blacklip abalone), 1248 nucleotides long. Its product is annotated as zinc finger protein 862-like. The transcript has 4 exons. The record is from RefSeq and is a predicted model, not a curated record. Bases 1 to 1248 code for a protein of 415 amino acids. Lineage: Eukaryota; Metazoa; Mollusca; Gastropoda; Lepetellida; Haliotidae. Gene Ontology annotation, molecular function: protein dimerization activity.